UUACUAAACUCAAAGCAGACAGCUUCGAGCAGAACCGUCCGCAUCUUGUCUUGAAUUGAAUAUUGAAUGUGUGUCUUGUCUCUGUGUUAUUUGAACGAAACUGCCCUGUUUCACCGAAUUAAAGGUUCAGGUGCAUGGCGUAACACCUGCCUCCCAGUGCGGCCGCUGGGCGCCGGGGCCUGCACCCCCGCCCGCGGGCCCUGCCAUUGGCCCUGCCAUUGGCCCUGCCAUUGGCCCUGCCCCCACCCCCUCGUUGAUUCGGAAGGCGGUCGUCGCGGUCUUCCCGGCCUUUCCCCCGACGCCGAAGACCUCGCUCCGACAAGAUGCUGAUCAAGGAGUACCGGAUCCCGCUGCCGCUCACGGUGGACGAGUACCGAAUCGCCCAGCUCUACAUGAUAGCCAAAAAAAGUAGAGAUGAAAGUAAAGGCACUGGAAGUGGCGUGGAAAUUCUGGUGAAUGAACCAUAUGAGGGUGGGCCAGGAGGCACCGGGCAGUACACUCACAAAGUCUACCAUGUGGGCAGUCACUUACCUGGUUGGUUUAAGAGCUUGCUCCCCAAAUCAGCCCUUACUGUGGAAGAGGAGGCUUGGAAUGCCUACCCUUACACUAAAACACGGUACACAUGUCCCUUUGUUGAGAAGUUCUCAUUGGAAAUUGAAACUAGGUACUUCCCAGACAAUGGCUACCAAGAAAAUGUAUUUCAGCUACAGGGUAGUGAUCUCCGAAACCGCAUUGUUGAUGUUAUUGAUGUAGUACGAGACCAACUGAGUGAAUAUGUGCCUCAAGAAGACCCCAAGCAAUAUGUAUCUCAAAAAACUGGGCGAGGCCCUCUCACAGAUAACUGGCUUGAUGAGUAUUGGGAUGAAUGCAAGAGCAAGACGAUGCCCACUCCAAGUGGCAAAGCCCUUAUGUGUGCCUACAAGCUGUGUCGAGUUGAGUUUCGUUAUUGGGGUAUGCAGACUAAACUAGAAAAGUUUAUUCAUGAUGUUGCUUUAAGAAAAACAAUGUUGAGAGCUCACAUUCAAGCCUGGGUAUGGCAGGAUGAGUGGGUUGGAUUGACCAUGGAUGAUAUCCGGAGGAUUGAGCAAGAAACUCAGGAGUUAUUAAAGAAAACAAUGGCUCAAGAUGGUCAAGGUGCACUUAGUGAUUCCCCUAGUCAAGAAACAAAUCUCGCAGCUGCCGCUUCUGGUGGACCUCAGAGUAGCGGCGCAGCGACACCCUCGGAACCCUCUUCAUCGGCUCAGAAGACAUUAGCAGCUACACUUGGAAGCAUAGAGAAAAAUGACCAGGACCAAAUCUUGACUCCAGUUUCUGUGAAGAAGAAAACUGAGCGCCCUCCUGACAUUCAAACUGGUGCUUGCAGCUCUGAUGAAAGUGACUCUCCUACAAAGCCUCGCCAAGAAGACAACGACUCAAGAAGGAAGGUGUGGAUUGGCACAGAUGUUGCCUCUGCUGCCUCCUGGCGAAUGAAGAGUAUAGUUCGUGAUUCUGAUUCUGAAAGUGAUGAUGAAUAUUUUGAUUGUCAAGGAUCACAUUCAAUAUCAGAAGAUGCUGAAGUGGAAGCUAUGGCAAAAUGGAGCUCUAUGGAGCUUUUAAAUGAGGAAAAUAUCGAAGGACCAAACACCAGCAACGCCAGGGAUAAAAAUGAUAGCAUAUUUUCUCAUACAUACCUUCAAAGAGUUGUUAGUGAGCGUACCAAAGCUGGUGGCCGAGGAAGGAUGUUACCCUAUGCAGGCCGCAGCAGUAUCGAGGUUGAUGCAUCUUCUUGCCCUGGCUCGCCAACUAUGUCUUUAUUGACAGGCCAGCAGCCAUCCUGCCCUACUUCCGUCCUCCUACUUGUUCUCCAUGCGGGCAGUGUUCUGGAUGCCAAUACAGAACUUUCUGCUAAAAAAUCAGACAUAACUACAUUCCGAGGGUCUUUUGAAUGUGUUAUGCGACAACAUUACCCAUCCAUGGUAGGACAUGUAGCAAUCAAACUAGUCAGUUGUCCAUCUGUUUGCACCGAAGGGCUAGGAAUACUGUCAAGUCUGAACCCAUACAGUUUUGAUGUUUCCCCCUCAUGCUUGGACGCUCCCCAAGUCACACAUGAUUCCAUUCCUAUUGGUUCAAUACCACUUUUAGCCACUGCCAAUGUAACUGAAUAUCAGGAUGCAGUCUCCCGAGCUGUGACAAGUGCCAACAAUGUUUACCACGAAUUUUUAAAGUCAGAGGAAGGUCUUGGCUUUAAUGGACAAAUUUGCAUUAUUGGGGAUUCCAUGGGCUCAGUACUAGCUUAUGAUGCGUUAUGCCGUUCUGGAAGACAUGACUUAGACAAUGAUCUAGAUGAUCACGAUCGUGGUCGUUGUGAUGUGGGAGAUGAGACUUAUCUAUCAGCCAGCCGACUCCUCAGUGCUCCCAGUGGUAAUAGACGAAGAUCAUCUUCCACCAGUGAUCACUCUCAGCAAGUGAAACUCGAUUUUGAAGUGAGUGAGCUUUUUAUGUUUGGAAGUCCAUUGGCUCUGGUUUUAGCCUACAGAAAAAUAUCUGUAAUAGAUGAGAAAAAUGCCCCAAUUCAUCGGCCUGGGUGCCAACAAGUCUACAAUCUAUUUCAUCCGACUGACCCAGUGGCGGCUCGAAUUGAACCUCUACUUUCUGCACGCUUUUCCAUGUUGCCACCAAUCAACAUUCCACGCUACCAGAAGUACCCCCUUGGAAAUGGACAGCCUUACCAUUUGUUGGAAAUCAUCCAGGCAAACCCGCAGAUUUUCUCUGAUGGUCUCAGUGUUGCUACUCCUGCCUCUCACUUACGACGUAUGUCUGAAAUCAGCAUCCAAAGCACUGUCUCUGGUGUCAUAGACUCUCUACCCCUACACACCAUCAAUGCCUUGACCCAGAAAUGGUGGGGCAAUAAAAGAUUGGACUAUGCUUUGUACUGCCCUGAUGGCCUAUCCAACUUCCCUACAAAUGCACUUCCUCACUUGUUCCAUGCAAGUUAUUGGGAGUCUUCCGAUGUGAUUGCUUUCAUUUUGCGCCAGUUGGGACGAUUUGAACUUCUUCAAGCUUUGGGUCACGAUGAUAAAGAUCUUGUGGCAUUUAGUCCAAACCAACCUCGUGAAAAGUGGAUUAGGAAAAGGACAUCUGUCAAGCUGAAGAAUGUGUCACCAAAUCAUCGUGCCAAUGAUGUUAUUGUCAAAGAGGGAAAACCUCAAGUACUAUUGGCCCGCUUUAUGUAUGGACCUCUUGACAUGAUAACUUUACAUGGAGAAAAAAUAGACAUUCAUAUUAUGAAAGAUGCCCCUGCUGGAGAGUGGCAGUUAUUAUCAACUGAAGUUACUGAUAAAAAUGGUAGGGUAUCAUAUACUAUUCCUAGUGACAAGUCUUUGGGGUAUGGUAUAUACCCAAUCAAAAUGGUUGUAAGAGGAGAUCACACAUCAGCAGACUUCUACAUGGCAGUUGUUCCACCCAAGACUGAAUGCAUUGUUUUCAGUAUUGAUGGUUCAUUCACUGCCAGUAUGUCAGUAACAGGGAGAGAUCCGAAAGUGCGAGCUGGAGCUGUUGAUGUUGUCAGGCACUGGCAAGAGCUGGGCUAUUUGAUCAUAUAUGUUACUGGGAGGCCAGAUAUGCAACAACAGAAGGUUGUAUCAUGGCUGUCCCAACACAAUUUCCCUCACGGAUUGGUGUCCUUUGCUGACGGCUUAUCCACUGAUCCUCUUCGACACAAAACAACGUACCUGCAAGCGCUGCAAGAGGCUCAUGAUGUACUAAUUCACUCUGCUUAUGGAAGUAGUAAGGACAUUGCAGUGUACAGAUCGCUGGAUCCUAUUCCAAGGCAGAUUUAUAUUAUUGGAAAAGUGUCGAAAAAGCACCAGUCACAAGCUACUAUAUUAUCCGAGGGAUAUGCUGCCCAUCUUGCCCAACUUGUCGCUCCUGGAGGCUCUCGUCCUGCACAGGGCAACGCUCGCAUGGUUAUUCCAAGAGGCUAUUUUGGAUUGCCUGGACACAACGUUUCCCUGAGAAGGAGGAGGAAUGCAGCUAAGCGAACAAAAUCCUUCCCAGUUAUGGGCCACAGCCAGGACUUAAGUGGAGUUCCAAGUCGAGGCAUUCGAGGCAGUUCAGCACCACACUCAGCAACAGGCGUUGCACCAUCUAGCAUUCCUCCACAGACACCCCCUGCAAGCGCUGGAGUGUCUGAGAAACUGUGACGAAGUAUGUCUCGCUGCUCCUGCUUUUUUAGCUCCAAGGACUCCACAACAUCUGGAGAAGACAAUUUGCCAUCACCUAAGUAGACUUUCCAACCCCAAGCAGUUCAAAACUCUCUAGAAUUUGUGUGUUGGAAGGGAAGAUAUAGUUGAGUUGGAGCUAAACAAGGAUGGAAGAUGGUGCAGCGGUGUAAAGCACAGUAUUUCUCUUAUUCAAGAUUGCGUCUGGGUGAACCUCUUUGUAGUCCCUGGCACAGAUUUUGUUUUCAUAGAUGUUGUAUGUUAUUCAACUAAAUUACAGUAAUAUCUGCUUUGGAGAAUCAUAUGUUGUAUUUUUUAGGAAACUUGUAGGCUCAGUGGUUCAGGUCUUUUGUUUUUCUUGAUGUGAAAGUAAUCAAUUACUGUGUGCUAUAAACCAGAUGAUUACAUUUUAAAAAUGUUGCUGCCUUUCCAGUUUUACUGUGUUUGUCAAGGAAACCUGAAAAAUAAGAAAGAGUAACACAGGAAAUGUUUGUGCAAAACAUGUACUGCCAUUGGCACGCACAUUAACUAUUCUAUCAUGAGGCUGAAUUAAUGCUCUCAGAUUUGCUUUGGCUUCAUUAGUCAUAGAUGCAUUUGUUUGAGGUUUGAAGUGGCUCUUUAUUUUCUCUCUGUGGGAUCUAAUUUUUCCCUACCCCUGAAAAGAACAAACAAUAUAUGUGUGUAAUUAUUACAGUGCUGUCAAUUCUUGUUUUUUUUUUUUUUGUUCUUUUUUGUCUUCUUGUAAAUUUGCAUCUCCUGAAAAGUAGCAGUAUUUGGCUGUAGAUGUCUUAGAUUGUCUAUUUUGCCAUCGAAUUUCUCAUGGUUCGGGACAUAGUUGUGAUUGACUCAUUCUGGAAAGAAAUGUUGUUUCUACUCAAGCUGCUCCCAUGCUCCUCUACACAUAUCAUGUUAGAAAGUAAGACCUUAGAGAUAAAUUUAUUCAAUAUAUUCUGUGUUACAAGUUUAAGAUAUUCCUUUCUCAAUUGACGGAACUGUUUAACUGCAUUGUGUAAAUCCUUGUACAGUAAUGGAGAUUUAGACAAAUUCCUUUGCUUUGCCACCAUAUAUCCCAAUGUUGUCUGAGACUGCAGCAUUUCCAGUAAUAGUACAAGCAUACUGGUGAUAAUAAUUCUUUUAAAAGUUAAAUUGCAUAAAUACUUGCAUUAUUGUGUGGUAUUUGUUACUUUCAAAAUGAAAAGGCUGUGUAUGUCAUUGCUGUCAUUAGUUUCAUUUUUCUUUUUUAACCUAAGACUUUAUCUGAACACCUACCGCAGCUUUAAGUUCAGUGAGGAAGUUACAUCAGAGUAUUCUUGAUUCUUUUGCACCUUGGUGUUUUGUUGCUGUUGAUUCUCUGUAGUAUACAGUAUAAAAGUUUAUUUUUGUUGAUUGUUGAAAAUUGAAGAACUUAUGUCUUCUUAAUAGAACAACAUCAAAUUGUUACCAUUUUAUUUUGAUUGAAUCUUAGACAGGGUUCAUUUGUAGACAUCAAAACCAAAUUGUCUUCAUUCUCUUUUAAUUAUUCCGCCCAAGGGAUGAAUGUGUUACAAUACUUCUUCUUUUAGAGUGUGCCUUGAGUGAAUGAUGAUUUUGUGUGUCUGUUAUUUUUAUUAUAAAUGUGUUUGUUUUAAUACUGGUUAGUUGUCUAAGAAGACUUCAAAAUAACAUUCAAUUUCCAGCCCAGAUCAGUAGCCCCUCAUCAGACAUUUUAUGCUUUUUACAAGCAGAACUGUCCUUUGUGCUCUUUGGUGUGAAAUCGUGUGAGAUGUAUACUUGUGUGUUUAAGUAAUUUGUAAUUUUAAUCCACCAAUAAGGGAGGUGUUACAUUCAGACCAAUCAUUCAUUGGCCUUAACCAAAGCUUUUCAUGAAGAAAUGUGCACGUUUAACCAGGUUUUCAUGACUUUGAAAUGUUCAGGUCUAAAAAAUGAAUCAAAAUGGAAACAUUUAAACUCAUAUUUCAGUCAUUGGCUCUUCUUCAUGGUGGCUCCAGUAUCACUACUAGCAUUAAUUAACUUUAAUUAAAAAAGGUUAUUAACUAAUUUUUAUGCCUGCUAAGAGUAUUUUUCUACUGUCGCUACUUUUUCUGUGCUUUGCUUCUUUGAGAUCCAUGAUCAAUGGUCAGCCUUGUGAUCAUGAAAUUGCUUUGAAUGUGCAAUGGCUGAUUUGAAUUUUCUCUGUAGGAAAUUCUAUUAAAUUAAGAGUUGUUUUUACUAUGUAAUUUGGUGAAACAUAAGCCACAAGCAAAAAAGUUGUUCAAUAGCUGCUGUUCAGGGCCAUGAAAUUUAUAUUUUGUUUCACCACUGACUUUAAAUAUGGAGGUGAACUUGAAACUACUGUCAUUAUAUAAUGUAAGGUGUUGUGGGUGUGGUGAGCUAUUACGCUUAUUGAUAUAUAGUUUAUGUGUUAUAGAAAAUUGUAACAAUAAUUUUUUUUUAUCCUUCAGCUAAGUUUAUUGCUGUUAUAUAUUGGUUGUAUGAAAAUGUGUUAUGUUGCUCCUGCCCAACUUUUUGUCUUAUUGAUGUUUGUUUAGAUAUAAUCCUUACGAAUGAAUGGAUAUUUUUGCAUUGGUGUUGUUGAGUUUCUUGCAAAUCGUCAGAGGAUGGGAAGAAGUAUGUGAUAGAAUGGAGAAGGGUUUUCGUAUUGAGCCGUGUUAGUUGCUCAACAAGGCAUGUGUCGGUCCUUCUGCUCCUCUUCUCCUGUUUUCCUAAUGAGCUUCAUGACUCAGAAAUUGAGCAAUAAGGUUUUGUUACUCUGGCUAUUUUUAUUUUUUCCUAUAUGAGUCUGCCCCCAUUCCUUCCCCCUUCCUCCCCGCCCCCUCCUUUUCCCCCACAGUACUUGAAUGCGUUUUUCAUAGCAGAGAUCCUGCUGUUGUUAUGGUAAGAUUGAUUUGUGCCACAUUUCCCUUUGGAAAAGUAUACUCUUGUUUAAGCAAGUUGCUGUUAGUUCGUGUACAGUAAAAGAUGACAUUAGUUUUCUUUAAAGUUGAAGAGGUGUUCAUAGAAGCUCUAAAGGACAUUUCCAUAUUAGAUGUAGUGCUCUUGUCAUAGAGCAGUAUGAGGCAAAAUUAACCCUUUUCUUUUGUAUUUUUGUGAGAUGAUAGCUGGUAGCUAUAAUAAAUGGUUAUGUUCUCUUAACUUUUAGGAACUUGGAGACAUAAACUAAGUGUUCUCAUGUUUCUCUGACAUUUGUAGGCUCAGCAGGACCCAGCCUCUAACUUUAUUUUGCCUUUCAAAUUGAGUUGUGAUUAUUUUAACAGUCUGAGAUUUUUUUAUUCUCAUGUUAAAGUCAUUGACUAUCUAAAUAUAAUUAUGAUGGAAUGGGACUGAAAUCAGCAUGCGAAUGUAGUAUGUAAAUUACUGCCUCCAUUCUUUUCCUCUCUCUUAAUUUUUAUUUUUUAUUUUUUUAUUUUUAUUUUGUUUUUCUUACAUUCAGUACAUUUGGUAAAAUUUGCCCCUCAUUUAAAACAACUCAGUAUUCAUGACAAUCGUUUUAUUUGCCUAGGACAAAAUAUUUACCUUCUGCUGUAUUUUCUUUCUAUAAUCUACUGUGGAUCCCUGCCCAAAAGGGCACUGACAGGCUUAUCUGGUUUGGUGUAAGUGUUGUGCCUUUUGGUUUCUUUCUUCCUUAUGACUAAACUUUGCCUGAUUUCAUUCUACCCUCAUCCUUCUAUAUUCCCUUGUAGUCAUUAUUAAUAAGUGUGGCAGAUCUCUAUCUAUCCCUCCAGAUCAUUCAUUGUAGUUAGUAGGAUUUUAAAAGAAUAUCUCUCAAUCUGACAUUUGUGUUUUUCAGUUGUUAACAAUAAUACUUUUGUGAUCCCUGCAUGUAAGGUACAUAGUCUAAUAUGUUUGUUGCGAAAUCACUGUGAUUGUCUUUAUAAAAUCCCGUCUAAAGUAUAAUGUUACCCAUUUCUAGCUAGAACAAUUGAUGUGAGUGAAUCCUAAUCUAAAAGAAUUAGAUUAGCCUCUCGGAUUGUCCAUGGCAUGUUCUGUUAUUUUAAGGAAAGAUAAUUAUUAGAUCCUUCUUGAUUUGGAGGGUUGUGUUCCAUUUUUAUAGUUGCUAUGCCCCUGUGUACCGUUCCAUGCAUUUAAAAAUCUAGCUUUUACAUAGAGUUUUAAAACUGUUUAUCUGUGUGAAAGAGUGCACGCAUGAACUUCAGGAAAUAUUACUGUAAAUGUCGUAACUGUACAUAAUUACAAACAUGUGUAUGAACUUA
This is a messenger RNA of Thrips palmi, 8410 nucleotides long. RefSeq names its product protein retinal degeneration B (gene rdgB). Gene Ontology annotation, biological process: phospholipid transport. The record is from RefSeq and is a predicted model, not a curated record. NCBI's taxonomy places the organism in Eukaryota, Metazoa, Arthropoda, Insecta, Thysanoptera, Thripidae. The transcript is spliced from 26 exons. Gene Ontology annotation, molecular function: phosphatidylcholine intramembrane carrier activity; metal ion binding; phosphatidylcholine binding. Gene Ontology annotation, cellular component: cytoplasm. The coding region runs from base 324 to 4181 and encodes 1285 amino acids.